UCCAACGAGGCUAACAUGACAGCAAAGAAGAUGGAUGCCCCUCCAACAAGUUAUUGCUGACGCUUGAGAGCUAUUUUCUAGUUUUGAAGCGGUGCUUCAUCAUCUUUUCUUUUAAAAACAUGUUAAUCUGGCUUUGUAUCUCAGUUUUAAUUUUGCACGAGAGUGAAGCGUUGGACGAGCUCGCCCCCACCGGAACCGGGACCAGACCCUCUCCUCUGCAUUUCGAUGAUGAGGGCAACUUCUCAACGGACAGAGAGCCUCCUCUUCGACUACUGCAAGUCCCCGAACUCUUGCCCGGUUUAAACUUCAACCUGAAGGUGCAGGUCACCGACAUGUUGACUCGCCAGCACCUGAACAAGACAACGGUGGAUCUUUAUGUCAACUACACCAGAACAAAGACGGUUCUUACAGGGGAAGACGGUGCUGUUUUGCUCCAAGUACCCUUUGAAAACGGACCACCUGUCACAGUAGUGGCAUGCAGGGAUGGCUACAUUUGCACCGUGGUUCCAUACAAAACGAUCCGGACACCAAUAUUUUCCUCAGUGACCAUACCUCUACUUGGUCAGACUCAAGGAAACAUCUGGCUUUUUGAAGACACUUUCCUGAUCACUGACAAAACAUCUGUUGGUUCAUUAAAGCCCAUUGUCCAGUUCCCUAAGAGUCUGUUGAACCUGACAGAGGGCAGUGACAUCACAUCUUUUAAAGCUUACUUAACCCUCCCCAAGCCACCUAUAGAAGGGAGAGACUUUCCGAAGACAUUGGGAAUCAUUAGUAGCGCAACAGGACUCAUUAGCAUGGAGUUGCAUCCAGUGGCGGCCAUUAGUGUGCGACUCUUCUCCGGAGACAGAGAGUUGCAUAUAAGCGGACAAGUAAAGAUCAGCCUAACACUUCCUGACAACUGUGGACUACAGUCUUCGAAUGCAGUUCCAGCGUGGUUAUAUAACCAGACCACUGGUGGCUGGGUGAGACAGGGAUUAGGGACAGUCGUGUCAGAGAGUGGAAAACUGAGUUGGACAUUCACAGCUCCUCAUCUUGGUUACUGGAUUGCUGCACCUAUGCCAACAACUGGAGAUGUCUUUAGGGGUGACGUCCUCAGUGAUUUCUUGGAACAAUAUCCAUCAUUCCUGAUGGUCGCGGUUGGAGGACUGUUUUGUAUUUUUGCCUGCCUUCUUGUUGGAAUAUUGUGUUGUCACAGAACCUCGGUGAGGCAAACUAAAGUCACACGGUUGCUACCACUGAUGAAAAAAGACCAAUUCACCAUGACGGGCAGCAAUGAAGACAUUGAGGGAUCUACUCAAUCUCAACAUGGCCUGAAGCAGUUUACUGAAAAAAGGGAUGAACAACACAAUGUCAAUGUAGCCAUAUACAAUGGCAAUAUUAUAGCCAAUCCCAAUGCUUUGCCUGGUAUUGCUGAACCCAGUGAUUUAGAUCCUUCAACCAAUACGACUGAGCUGAUACGACUCCCAGCAUGUCUGACAGAAUCUCUGGUAUUUUACAACCAGCCGCUUGCCAUUAUGCAUGCUUCUGCAUUUUUCCAAGGGGAAGACCAACAGGAGCAGCCCCAUUGGAGUAAAUCAAUGGCUUUGUACACUGGUGACACAGAGAAUCUGAGUGAAGAAAAAUGCAGCCAAAAUGCAUCACAAGCUCUAAACCAAGUUGGAGAUUCUGAAAGCAAAGUUAGCAACUUGGAAAACGCUCAGGUACCAACAACCAGAGGCCAGUAUGGCCUUCUCGAAUCUGCCUCAGUUCCAGAAACAUUAAGCAAAAUGAAGGUCAGUAGACAUUCGAUGGACGCUGUGACAGAACUUUCAAAAAUUCCUUCGUCGCAACCUCCCCGGGCCUGGUUCGUGAGUCUCGAGGGCAAACCUGCUGCUGAGAUCCAUUACGCCGUGGCGGAGCAGCAGAGGAGAAGAAGAACGGCGGAAAGUCAAGAAACCAGUUUAGAUUCGGGAGUGGAUAUGAUCGAGAUGAACCAGACGCCCAGCAGGCGAGCUGUCACUCUGGAGCGGAACGCUACUUUUAUAAAAAGGACGUCCAGUGGCAAACAUAUUUCUCAGUAGCUAAGCAACAUUCAUGUCUGUUUGACAAUGUGUUCGAAGGAAGGAUUGUGGCUCUUUUUUCCACAUUUUCACUACUCUCUGCAUUUGUCACACUUACAAAACAGCAUUUUUGCUGAAUCGUCUUAUAUAAUAUUAUAUAAUCUUAUGUAAUAUUGAUGGAACGAGGACCUGGCUGCCUCUCAUGUUAGUGUGCUUGCAUUAACUCUUGUUCCACAUUAGAAUGAUAAGACAAAUGUAUUUAAUACAUUUUCACAAAUUGCUUUUGUGUUUAUGUACAUUCAUAGGUUUAAAAUACCACCAAGUUCAUCAACCAAUGAUUUUUAGUUUAACCUUUAAAUGUUAAUUUGUGUUUUAUCCCAGUGACUCCUUUUCCUGAACACCCUCAACACAAACAGUUUUUAUUGCAUGUAGGUUUCGUCAUGUAAUCUCAUGAACUGAAAUUGUCUUAAUGCAAAUGAACUACUUUCUGCUGGCAUGAUGUCGAAUGACACAUUUUUAAACAUAAAUAAAUUAAAACUGCGA
This is a messenger RNA of Corythoichthys intestinalis (scribbled pipefish), 2582 nucleotides long. Its product is annotated as protein FAM171B-like. The transcript has 8 exons. The coding region runs from base 120 to 2060 and encodes 646 amino acids. Lineage: Eukaryota; Metazoa; Chordata; Actinopteri; Syngnathiformes; Syngnathidae. The record is from RefSeq and is a predicted model, not a curated record.